This is a messenger RNA of Callorhinchus milii (elephant shark), 4359 nucleotides long. RefSeq names its product SEC16 homolog B, endoplasmic reticulum export factor (gene sec16b). Gene Ontology annotation, cellular component: ER to Golgi transport vesicle membrane; endoplasmic reticulum exit site. Gene Ontology annotation, biological process: autophagy; Golgi organization; COPII vesicle coat assembly. The transcript has 24 exons. NCBI's taxonomy places the organism in Eukaryota, Metazoa, Chordata, Chondrichthyes, Chimaeriformes, Callorhinchidae. The record is from RefSeq and is a predicted model, not a curated record. The coding region runs from base 459 to 3497 and encodes 1012 amino acids.
GAGAUGGGCUCAGUGUGCCGGGCUGGUUGUGGCUAUCUCCUGGCGGUGUUGUGGCAACUGCACUUUGGCAAAGUGUAGAGCAGCUAGAGCGCACGGCUCCAGGAUCUCUAGCCGGGUCCUGAGAUUCACGUCGGUGGGAGGAGGGGCGGAGAGAAGCAGGAUACACGUCUCUCCUGGGCUGACUGGAGACACGGAAAGCGAUCCUUACACUGGCCAUCCUUAUCACAGUAACCUCCACACAGAGGGCAAAGCUCAGCCUCGCUCUGUGCACACACCAGGCUUCACAAACACAAACCAGGCUGACCCAGGAGAGACGGAGAGCGCUUACUGUACGUUUAAACACAGACGCGACAGUAAAUCCAGGGAGACGCUUUCAGAAACCUGCCUGAUAAGGAAGGCGCUGUAUCAAACAGUGGCCGGGCACUGGACAGAGAUCCCGAACACAGUCAACGCCUCAAAUGAGCUCCAGGACGGGGUACCGGGCUGCUCCCGAGUGCAGAGUGAGCUACCCCAGGGGACCUACUGAUGCUGGCUAUAGUUGUGAAGAACGUCUGCCUGAGGGGCCGCAGUACAGGCCUGACGGGCACUACAGGCCCAGGUCCAGGGCAGGCCUCCCCAAACCCAGCCCCCUGACACCACAGCCCAGCUCAGCCCCUUCCCCUCACAGACCUCCCCAUAGCCUUCACUCAAGAGCAGAUUAUGAAAGCUCGUACUAUUAUGAUUCUGGCUACGGACACGGACACCGAGGAGCAUAUGGAGACUAUGGACAUUAUGGUGGAGAUUACGGGGGCUAUUACCAGGGUUACCAAAGACACCAGCACCCUUACCAGGAUGGUGACCGUUGGAGUGAGUAUGCGGGAGGUCAGCACCGGGGGCCGAGGGCAGAGCCCAGUGAGCUCCCUCGUUACCCCCCCAUUGGAUACCACCCUCACUGGGCACACGAUGCUCCGAGAGACGUCUGGCACAGGGGGACCCAGGAAGCUGGUUACGUCCAAGGUUAUGAUGACUGGCUGCCUGACCACUCAGAUCGCUAUGAUAACCACCGACCUGACCACGCAGAUCGCUACGACAACCAUCGUGGAGAUGCCCAUGGAGAGACGGUGAAGUCUGGCCUGGAGGUCAGGAGCCUGGCAGAGAUGCAGGAGUCGGGGCUGACUUCCAGCAGUUAUGAGCUGAGCCAGUACAUGCAGGGCUGUGUUGGGUUUGACAGCUCACCUGUGCCCCAGGACUGGAGCUCGGCCCCAGCAGUGAUCUCUACUACCCGAAGGCCAGUCACUCCGCUGAAGUACAACGUUCCCCAUGUCAGGGCGUCGUUCAGCCCGGGAGGUCACAUCGUGCAAGUCUGCCCCACCCUGCCUUCCGAUGGAGAGCCAGCCUUGGUGGAGCUGCACAGCCUGGAGGUCAUCCUGCACGGCACACAGGAGCAGGAGGAGAUGAGAGCUUUUCCUGGGCCUCUAGUGAGGGCGCAGCUACCCAAGGUGGAGGUGAUGAUGUUUUGCCAGCGGAGAGCGGAGGAGUGUGGGCAGAGUGCCAGCCUGCUGGAUCGCCGGUCUGCUGCCUGUAUCUGGGAUCUACUGGCCUUUCUGUGCAGGCACAAUGGGUGUGUUGUAGGCAGCGAGGUGGCUGAGUUCCUGCUGCAGGACGGCAGGUCAUCAUGGCAAGUCCAGAGCGGGUGGGCAUCCCUGGGUGAGGGCGAGAGGCUGGUAACUGUGCUGGGCGAGAAGCCGGUGCCUCUGGGCAAUGGAAUGCUGGACCUGCUGACCGGAGAGAUCCCGAGCCAAGCGUGCCCAGCGAGAGCACUCCAGACCUUCACAAACCUGUUGCUCUUCGGGAGGAAAAGGGAAGCCCUGGAAUCUGCAAUCAAGAGUGGUCUGUGGGGUCACGCUCUGUUUCUCGCCAGUAAAAUGGACCAGCGGGCGUACAGCAGCGUCAUGUCCAGGUUUACGAGCAGCUUACCCCACAACGAUCCCUUGCAGACUCUGUUCCAGCUGCUGUCUGGCAGGUUACCGGCAUCUGCUACGAGCUGUGGAGAUGUGAAUUGGGGUGACUGGAGACCACACCUGGCCACCAUCCUGUCCAACCAGACCAACAACAAUGAGUUCAACAAGAAAGUCAUGGUUACCAUGGGUGACACCCUGGCUGGGAGAGGUUUGCUUGAGGCAGCUCAUGUGUGCUAUCUGAUGGCCCAGGUCAGCUUCGGCCACUGCUCAGUAAAGACCAGCAAGUUAGUGCUGCUGGGCAGCAACCACAGUUUACCAUUUCCUCAGUUUGCCACGAACACAGCUAUUCAGUGUACUGAAGUGUACGAGUAUUCCCAGCGGCUUCACCAACCUCACUACAUCAUUUCCAACUUCCAGGUCUUUAAGUUUGUGUACGCGUGCCGACUGGCUGAUUAUGGUCUGCCUGCCCAAGCCUUCCAAUACUGUGAGGCAAUUGGGCGAGCCCUGGUACAGCAGUGUGAGGCUCACUGCACAGUGCUGACAGGCCAGGUGAUCAAGAUGGCGGACAGACUCGCGUUCUUUGACCCGGAACGAUUGGCCGAUCAAGGGCAGGGGUAUAUUUCGGAACCGGAUUGGUUGAAACAACUGCGAAUCUUGCACAGCAAGCAGAUGACACACGGCGUCUGGGACGGUCACGAGCACGCCCAGACAGUUAACUGGGCAACGGACAACCAAGAAAUGAGGUCUGCACACUAUACAGGGCCCGAGGAGCAACCUGAGGAACAUCUUCCAACAGCCAGGUCCCAGCCGUUGGCACCUGGUGGCCCUGACAGUGGGCAGGUCCCUGAGCCAAGUCCUGAACAGCAGCAGCAGUAUCAACCUUCUGCCAUCAGUGCUAACGGGUUGCCCGUCCCUCACACAGCACCAGCACAGACCCUGAUGCCCCCCAGUGGAUGUAAUGGUACCUGGGGCCAGCAGUCAACAUUGACAAGCAACAUGGAGCUGAACCCGAGAUCCCAGCUUGGUCCUCCUCCUCAGGAGAGAGGCAAUGGUAGGGCAGAUGCUGGUGUGGAGCCAUUGCCUUUGGUGACCAUGAGGGGAGACGGUGCAGAGUCCGGUCAGCAUUAUGCCCCAAGUUUGGCAGAGGGAAUGCACAUUCUACAACCCCGAAUUAGGACCACAUCUGAGGUGUCUUCUAUCUCUAUGGAGGAAGACGUGACCUGGGACCACCAUCAGCCAGGGACAGAUGACAGGACGGCUGCAAACCAGACCAGGGGAGGGCAGCCAGGCCAGGAGAGAACAGGAGGAGCGAGCAAUGAGGUGGAGAGGAAGGGCGGGAGGUUCUCUGGCUGGUUCGGAUGGUUCAGAUCAAAGCCGGCAAAGCAUCGUGAGGAGAAUGGGGAGCAGAAUGUGAUCCCGUGUCCAGAGGAUGAGGCUGUUCCCUUCUACAACCCCUCACAGUUCUCACAGAACGCUGUCUCCACACCCCGGGCCAGCCGCCUGCUAAACAACCCAUACCCGGUGACCCUACCACCCGGUGACCCUACCACCCGGUGACCCUACCACCCGGUGACCUGGUGGCUGAAUUCCGUUGCUCAGUGAUUGGGGCUGGCUCGGCACAAGGUUAAUGUACAUUUUACCCGAUCAAGGAAGAAAUUCCUCAGAGAAGCAGAGACAAACCCUGACUUCUACACUCCAGGCACCUCACCCAGACAGCAGCUUAACACAACACACCAGCCAGGAUGUUAGAGACCCUGACAGGGGCUUUACAAGACUGUAACAACUCUGCGCUCUCUACACACACAGUAACACACACACAUUCUCUAUACUGACAGUAACACACACACUCUAUACCGAGAGUAACACACACUGACAGCACUAGACUGUACUACACUCUAUACUGACAGCAAAAGUGACCCAACAAUCACAAUCCAAUUGAAACAUUGAAACCUGACAAUGGCUACCUCUGAAGUGCUGUGCGCAGCCUGACAAUGUGAAAUUAUAGUACAGUAAAACUUGCAUAAAUCAUCUUGUGAUGAAUUGUAUAAUUGCAUAAAGUGUAUUUGCACUUGACACACAGUCAUUUUCUCAAAAAAAGCCACUGAGAUUUCGUUGCACUAGUAGUAUUUUACAAGUGGUAUAAAUGGCUGAGUCAUAACUAUUUCUCGUUCCGAAAUAAUCCUGCAUCCUGAUGCUAAUCCUCUCGUAACUCGGAUCGCCGUGAGCGCACUUGCCAGCUGCUCCGAUGAAGGACCGCGUAAACACUUUGAAACAAGCCGAGAAACAAGAUCUUAUCCUGACACCACAUCACAAAAGGCAAACUUUAACAUCGUGAAACUCGUAUUAAGUCGGCUGAUUCAAUUUAUGUGAGUUUGCUCCUGACUCGUGCUUCAUGUAAAUGGCAUUAAAUGUUUUGGUC